This is a messenger RNA of Drepanopeziza brunnea f. sp. 'multigermtubi' MB_m1, 4995 nucleotides long. RefSeq lists its product as uncharacterized. Gene Ontology annotation, molecular function: phosphatidylinositol-4,5-bisphosphate binding; actin filament binding. The record is from RefSeq and is a predicted model, not a curated record. Gene Ontology annotation, biological process: actin filament severing; barbed-end actin filament capping. Lineage: Eukaryota; Fungi; Ascomycota; Leotiomycetes; Helotiales; Drepanopezizaceae.
AUGUCCGAUCAGCCUGCCCCCGACGGCUCGGAGGACGUCAACGAUUUUCUGCAGCGCAUCAAGGAAAUGGGCGACAGGAGAGACCAGGAGGACGAAGAGCGCACUAGGAAGCUGGAAGAAGAGAUUCUGCAGGGCCGAGCAGAGCGACAGGCACGACGGGCUGAACGCGCCAGAUCUAUUUCUCCUACGAAAUCCUCUCCUGCCAACACGCCCGUAGCUUCUCGAGCCUCGGUAGUGUCCAUAAGUGCUCUGUCCCAAACCCAAUCCCGACCCCAAUCCCCGAAAAUCGAGGCGAAAAUUGAUUCGGAGCCCCUACGCGAGAUGGAGAUGGGAGUCGACGACGCGAUGGAUCGGUUGGUUGACUCGACAUCCCCCGCCAAAGAAAAUAAGUCUCCCUUGGAUGCCUUUCCCGAGCCCGAAUUCAAGCGAAACGCCCCCGUAAUAACUUCGCCCUCGAGUGCCAUGCCCUCGCGAAAUUCAGAUUCGCCCCUAACUUGGCAACGACGGCCAAAUUCACAAUCUCCUGAUCGCGUGCAAAGCCGCCCGCUAUCAAUGGUCGCGACAGAAAACGCCGCACGAUCUCCUCGAGCUACGCCUGCACCCGAGAUAUCCCCAACGGCAGACGCAGCGCCUUCGAGAGAGCAAUUUGCACAAUCCCUUGCCUCGAAAGACCCCGGUUGGUUUCGCCAAACCGCAGAUCGGGGACUCAGUUCACCAGCAUACAGACGGAAUCAGGUGGAAGACGAGGAAAGGUCGGAUCACGGAUCGAACUCCUCGCGGGUACAGAUGCCUGGCAUGUCACGACCUUCUGAGCCAGACAAGGAGUUAGAGGAGCCGGUGGAGAGAUCAUUAUCGCCUUCUAGGAGCAGCAUAUCGUAUGGCAGUGGUUCAAGAGCCUCGUACCAAGCAAGCCCCAAGCUUCCUUCAGGUAUGGGGUCCCCGAUGCCACUGACUUCAGCUCAGAGACUGGAUCCGCCAGGCGACUCCAAAUCUGACGCGCGUGGUUUCGCAAUGUCACCAACACAAGGCCGAAUUUCCCCGGACAGACUCGAUCGGUCGCCAUCUCCUACGAAGGGCAUGGGAGGAUUUGUACAAAGUGCUAUGAUGAAGAGAUCGGACAGUGUGAACAAGAGAUGGAGCGUUCAGUCACCUUCGGGGCUCACCAGAGGCAAUUCAAUGGCCAGUAAUCGCAGCAGUGUUGAUCCCACCACUGGCUCCUCUCUAGGUAACAUUGUCAAUGCAACGGCACGAGAGUCCAAAUCUAGCAGUCGGAGCCGAGAACCAUCUCCACCCCCCAAGUCUAGGCCAUCUUCAAGCCACAGCAACGCUACACUCACCCAGGACCGCCCGGGCACGUCGAGUUCGACGAGGAGCAGUAUGACAACAUCUACGAACAAAGAUAGCUUUGCUAAACCUACAAUCCUAGCAUCUCGAACACAAACUCCUCUCGGAGUCCGAGCAAGCCAGAAUGUCGACGCAGAAACACCUACUAGACGAGAUGUGACCCCGCCUUCAAGCCCAACGAAAAUCAUGGAGCAGAGGAGAUGGAGCCCUACGAAGUCGAGUUGGCUUGAGAGUGCGCUGAAGAAGCCUGAUUCUCCCAAGCCUAAAGCUGCGCCACCAUCUCAACAACCUUCUUGGAUGACAGAGCUCAACAAGGCUAAGCACAAGGGCAGCGUUGAUCAAGGUCGCAGCCCCUCAACUGGUCCUCCGAAGCAUGAAGUCAGUAUUGGCGGAUUGAUGAGAUCUCCAACCCCUGGAAAUGCAACCAAAUCACUGCUUACUGGCGGCCCUUCUAAGGGACUUUCUUCCGGUGCGGUAUCGGAUACCAAACCUGGCACCACUUCGCCGGAAACCAAAGACUCUCCGAAGACUAACUACUCGCUCGACACUGCAUCAAGAUCAUCGCCUGCAACUGGUAAGGCCAAGCCUGAGACACCUCCAAAGAAGGAUUUUCGAGCGAGUCUCAAGUCUCGUCCUGAGCCAAUCGAUAACGGUGGGCCGACCGAGCCUGAGUUCAAGAACGUGUUUGGUCAGCUUCGACCUACAAAGACUCAGAACUUUGUCGCGCCUGACGAGUUCAAGGACAAUAUCACUCGUGGCAAGGCUGCCUUAACUUUGACUGGUGGGCCCAAGAAGACUGAGCGUGUUGACGAGUUUAAGGAUGCUAUUUUGAAGAAGAAGGAGGACUUCAAGAAAGCACAGGUUGAAGGAAAGGGGGUCACAAGAUCCACAAGCGGUGGGAGUCAAGAAGCUCCUAUACCAGAGGCUCUAGCGAAGCGUAAGGCUUUAGGCAGAUCUGACUCUAUUGUUUCUGAAGCGGCAUCCAUUGGCCCAGAUUCCCCUUCUAGGACGCGAGCAGCUCCUGAAUCACCAAAGCCGAGUUUCGUGAAGGAAGCAAGUGCGCCAGGCCAGCUCCAAUCUAAGGAUACACCCGCUGGUAAGCUUGCUGGUCGAUUGAAUCCUGGUCUUGCGGGAUUGUUAGCACGAGGGCCACCCGCCGUGGCUAGUGGAGGUUCUCGAUCGUCUAGUCCGGCACUGUCCCAACGCAUAGCUUCUACUCCAGAGCCCGGUCCACAGCUCACUCACAUGACAAAGGGGCGUGCUCGCGGCCCUCGAAGAAAGGCCCCGACGACAGCGCUUGAAUCUGUCGUCCCCAAAACAGAAUCCCAAAAUUCAGUGGAAAAGCCAGUGGUUGCCGAGCAGGAAAUGCCCAAGAAGCCGCCACCACUUGAGGUCGAUACAACGCCGCAGAUUUUGGAGCGAGUUCACUCUCCGGUGAAGACCUCUGGCCAUACUAAAUCCCCGAGUAAAGUUCUGGAUCGCUUUCCCCAAUUCUCAGCUAAGGCCGAUGAGACUCAAGUAGCACAGCAAUCGCCUGUGCGUGUCCGGUCCCCUAGCAAAGUUCUGGACCGCUUUCCGCUAUCUCCAGCAAAGGUCGAAAGUCCCAUAUCAGCAUCACCCCGGCACGUUCGGUCACCGAGCAAGGUGCUCGAUCGUUUCCCACAAUCUCCAACAAAGGCCGAAGAGAACCAUGUAUCACAACCGUCAUCACCCCGCAAGAUUGACAUGAAGAGGCGAUCACAAUUUCUUCAAGAUGUCGCAAACAAGGAUAGCACGCCAGAUUUGCAGUUGGACCCCCCCAAGCCGCCGUCACCGAAGAAAGCUAAUCUCCCCGAGAUUCCUGUGAAGCCCGAAGAACCGAAGCCUAAAGAACCGGAACCUGAAAUAAAGCAAGCACCAUUUCUAAAACCUAAACCGAACACUCCUGUUAAAUCGCCCUCAUUAUCAAACCGUUCCGAGCCAUCACCCAUCUCAACUCCUACCGAAUCACCGGAGACUGCCAAGCUAAGACAUUUGCCAUUGUCACCAAGUAAACCCACGCCAGUUGAACAAACCCAACAAGCUUCGCCUCCGAGUCAGCUAGAGUUUUCGGCUUCUCAACCACUUCCUGCUGUUGAAAACAUCAGUCGCGAGCCUGUUGUGUCAGUUAAAAAUGCCACUUCGCUCUGGGAUCGCCCGUCUGCAACUUCCGUUGAAACACCCCCUCGUGCCCGAUCCCCUAUCAAGCUUCCGACUCACGAAGAUGAGAAGGCUGCAAUGGUCAGUGCUGGUUUGCGCUCUCCCAGUCCAGUGAAGGAGACGGAAUCAGACGGACUCGGGCUUGAGAUCAAAACUUUGGCGCCCAAAGCUCGUCCACUUCCGACGCCGCCUACCAAAAGUGCACUAUCUCCACCAAUCAGUGAUGCACCUAGAUCACCCGGCUUGUCAUCAAAAAAGUCGCUUGACCUUUCAGUGCCACAAGCUUCUGAGGCUUCUCAAUUACUUGGUGAAUUCUUCGGGGGAGACAGACCAUCAGCCAAGUUCACCGCCGACACUGUGACUAUCCUGUCCUCGCGCCCCGACUGUGGCGACAGCGUCAAGACCUUGCGGUCUGCUCUCUACCAAUUCUCGAAUGAUGGCAAGAAGCAGGAAGUUUCUAAUCACCAAGAGAGAAUUCUAUUCGAAGGAAACCUUUAUCUCUGUACUCAUAGUUUCAGCAACGCUUCAGGGAAAACCGUCACAGAGGCAUAUUAUUGGGUAGGAGAUGAUGUCCCACACGCGAUGGCCGAUAAUAUGGAGAUAUUUGCUCAAAGAGAGGCAAAGAGUGCGGGGGGAAAGCUGAUCAGGAUUAAGCAAGGCAGAGAGCCUCCAGAGUUCUUCCAUGCGUUGGAUGGAAUUAUCAUCAUUAGGAGAGGGUCUUCGAACAAGUACGACUCGCUUGCACCUCACAUCCUUUGCGGCAGAAAGCAUUUCGGUCAAAUCGCCUUUGAUGAGGUUGAUUUUUCCCCUGCCAGCUUGUGCUCAGGGUUCCCUUACCUCAUCUCUGCGAAUUCUGGCAAGGCCUACUUGUGGAAGGGCAAGGGUAGCGGGGUUGACGAACUUAGUUGUGCUAGACUUAUCGGCAUGAACUUCGGUCUUACGGGCGAAAUUGAAGAGGUCGAAGAUGGGAGUGAGCCUGCAACCUUCCUGCAGAUCUUCGGUAGUGGCAUCACAAUUCCCAAGUCGGCGGACCAUUGGAGAAUGAAGCCAAAUUACAACAAGUACUGUGGCCGGCUGUUUGUCGCGGACUCAACAGCUAGAGAACAGAUUGUUGAACUUAGUCCAUUCUGCCAGACUGACCUCAACGCCUCGAAGAUCUACGUCUUAGAUGCCUUCUUCGAGAUUUACGUUAUCGUCGGCUCCAAAUCCCAGUCCCAGUACUCGGCCUUCCAGAACGCCCUCAUGUUCGCCCAGGAAUACGGUAUCCUUGCCGCAGGAAUGGAGGACCGUCCGUUUGUGCCUGUUACGACGGUUGUGCUGGAAGGUGUACCUAAGGAUAUGAAGAGUGUGUUCCGGAAGUGGGUGGAGGGUCUGUCGAUUACGUUACAUAGCCCGCCUGCGGAUGGUCUAAAACGGGGGAGGAGUUUGAGGGUUGUGCCUUUAACAGCUGCGUUGGAGGCUACGUGCAACUGA